Macrosiphum euphorbiae (potato aphid) is the source of this 528-nucleotide messenger RNA. The record is from the annotation of a GenBank genome assembly. NCBI's taxonomy places the organism in Eukaryota, Metazoa, Arthropoda, Insecta, Hemiptera, Aphididae.
AUGAUGAUGAUGACUACAACGAUGGUGUCAUUAGCAGUCGCACUCGGGUCAAUCUCGCCUUGUUUCGCCGAUCAAUCCGACGGCGGUGACGAACAAAGGCCGGUCCAAAAGCUUAACGAAAUGUUAAAUCACGCGCCGGCGGUAAAACCACUACCGUUCGCGCAAUCACUGUCCUCGUCGAACACAAAGACUCCGUGUAUUUGUGGCGUGUUUCUGAGUAGCCAAAUCACAAAGGGAAGUAAAAAACAGCCAACCGGAUACGCCGCGUUGUUGCACGAACAAGACGAAUCAGCCCCCUGUAAUGCUCUGGGCGUGAAGACUUGCACCAACAAGUGUUUGGAAAUUAUCGCAAAACACUUGCCAAACAGUCCGGCGAUAAUCUGCGGUUCGGUCGAUCGUGACGUGUACAAGGAACGGGCCCAUCUAUUCGUGAAAAACUGCAACGACUCGUGGAUUAACACGCUUUUGUCCACCGGCAAAGAGUUUUGUUGCAAGGACGGCCAGCAUUACAAAUGUCCUGUAUUAUAA